Molecule: messenger RNA, 1319 nt
Organism: Microbotryum saponariae
Lineage: Eukaryota; Fungi; Basidiomycota; Microbotryomycetes; Microbotryales; Microbotryaceae
Source: the annotation of a GenBank genome assembly
AUGGCGCACCUAAUCAAGCUCGACGAGCCUUCGCUCUGGAUCGCCACCGCUUCCAUCAUAUUCGUCAGUCACUCACACCCCGUUUCCCCACUCUGUCUCACCCUCGGCUCCCAUUUGCGUGUGGUGGCGAGCCGACCACGCGCACGUCAUCACACCACCGGGAACGACGACAAUCCACCCUGCGCAAGCCAACAUAGAGACUGACACCCGCAUCACCCACCACAGAACCCACUGUUUUGGAACAUCGUCGCUCGCCAAGGUAACCUGCACCACAACUUGCUGGCCUACCCGGAAAGGCGGCUUCACUGACUGACCCCACCGCACUGACCCAGAGCACAAGAACAAGAUCCUCACCAAACUCGCUUUCGGCAAACCUUACCUCGGAUGUUAUGCGUUGGCCCUGACCAUCUUUUCCCUCGGCAUCCUCCGUGAUCAUCUGUAAAGCGACCCUGCAUGGCCGAAUACAUUUCCCGUCAAGGCUGACCUGACCGUCCGCGGUUCACUUCCCGAACGCGCAGGUACGCGACCGCGCUGUCCCAGCAACCAAAAUGGUACCUCCUCCACUACACCGAAGUCAAGAUCGUCGCCGCCCUCGCCUUUCUCAGCGGUGGCGUCCUCGUCGCGAGUUCGAUGUGGGCCCUCGGCGUUACGGGCACCUACUUGGGCGACUACUUUGUACGCACUUCGAAGCCGACCGGAGUAUAGCUAUAGGAAGCUGACUCUUGAAGGGCCCCCUUUUUUUGAGCGCAGGGCAUCUUGAUGGAUGUACGUCGUCGCGACGUCGGAGCCGUAGAGCCUUGGCUCGGGGUGAAGGAAUUUUCUUUCAACCUCCCAACUGACCACAUUCAUGCGCGCCGCGAAUAGGAAAAAGUCGAAUCGUUCCCCUUCAACGUCACCGACAACCCGAUGUACUACGGCUCGACCCUCUCCUUCCUCGGCACCGCCCUCUGGUACAUCACACUCUCUGGCUUACAAAGUCGACCCAGACCAAAAACUGAUUCUCCCCCGCGGGGCAAUGUACAGGUACGAAUCGUUCGCCGGACUGCUCUUGACCGCGCUCGUCUUUGUCGAGUACAAGAUCGCGUUGACCUAUGAAGAGUACGUGUAGCGUCUCCCUCGCCGCGAGUCCAAGCCUCGGACGCAGCGCUCUUGUCGGCAGCGCUGACGGCACCUGUUUCCUAACCCCGCCUUGUGUCAACAGACCUUUCACUGGAGCCAUCUAUGCCGCGCGUGAAGCGGCGAGGUCGAGGAAAGGAUCCAAGACGGGCAGCGCACACAAGAGCAUCACCGCUUCGGGGUCCAAGGACAAGGAGCUUUGA